Pyricularia oryzae 70-15 is the source of this 153-nucleotide messenger RNA. RefSeq lists its product as uncharacterized. The coding region runs from base 1 to 153 and encodes 50 amino acids. The transcript is spliced from 2 exons. Lineage: Eukaryota; Fungi; Ascomycota; Sordariomycetes; Magnaporthales; Pyriculariaceae. The record is from RefSeq and is a predicted model, not a curated record.
AUGUACUUUAAUUUAUCAUAUCGAACAAGCAUAUCAAAAAAGCCGGUCGAUAUUGGAGGCGAGUUGUCGGUAGAAUGGGCCGAUCCCCCCACACUUUAUUGGUUCCGCCUUGACAGGCAGUUUCACGCAUCGUACGAGGUUGAGCCCUUUUGA